AUGGCGAUGUCUUCUCGCGUUCUCAUCGUGAUGCAUCUCCUUGUCGCCGCCUGUGCGGUCCUCGGCAGCAGUUCAGAGGAACCGCGGCGCGGUGGCUGCUUCACCGGGCUCUUCAGCUUCGGCGACUCCAUCACUGACAACGGCAACUGGCUGCGCUACGCGCGGUCGCCGGGCGCCGUCUCCAGGCCGCCGUACGGGGAGACCUUCUUCCGCCGCCCCAACGGUCGCUUCUGCGACGGCAGGAUAAUCAUCGACCACGUCGGUGCGGCGCGCGCCAUGCUCUCGUCACUCGCCUCAUCUUUUCAGCUGACGACCACACUCGGCUGGCGAGCUAUCAGCUACGUGCUUUCAGUAACACAAAUGAUGUGCCCUGUGUAUCGUGCAGCUGACGCAUUGGGGAUACCGUUUCUGACGCCCUACCUCGCCGGCAACUCGAGCGAGGACUACGCGCAUGGCGCCAACUUCGCCGUCGGCGGCGCGACGGCGCUUGGCCACGAGUACUUCAGAGGGAAGAACCUCGACGUUCGUUUUACACCCUACUCCCUGCGGUGGCAGAUGAGUUGGCUCAAGGAAGUACUUCGCAUGCUUUCUUCAGAACAAGGAUGGAGUGAUCUGAUGGAGAGCUCGCUGUUCCUCGUCGGGGAGAUCGGUGGAAACGACUAUAACCAGGCCUUGUUCCAGGGCAGGUCCGUCGAUGAGGUCAGGACCUACGUCCCCGACGUCGUUGCCGGCAUCAGUGCUUCUCUCGUCGAACUGAUCGGGCUAGGUGCCAAGACCGUAGUGGUGCCCGGGAACUUCCCAAUCGGGUGCAACCCGGGGUACCUGACCAAGUUCCAGACCAACGACACGGCACAGUACGACUCCAUGGGCUGCCUGAAGUGGCCGAACGGCCUCACCCAGCUCCACAACCGCGCUCUCAAGGCGGAGCUGGCCGAGCUCGGCCGGCGGCACCCCGGGGUUGCUGUCGUCUACGCCGACUACUACGCCGCCGCCAUGGACCUCACCGCCGACCCUCGCAAGCACGGUGGUUUCCUCGUGCAUGCAUUCGUUGAGUUCUUGCUUAUUUGUGCACAUGCAUGUGCAUUCACCUUAAAACGUCUCGUGACGGAUGAAACUGUACGUAUUGUUUCCCGCGUUCCGGCAGGGUUUGACGGCAAACCGCUGGUGUCGUGCUGCGGCGGCGGGGGCCCGUACAACGCCAACCCGACGGUGCACUGCGGCAUGAGGACGUCGACGACUUGCCACGACCCGUACGAGGCGGUGUCGUGGGACGGGUUCCACUUCACGGACCACGCUUACAAGGUCAUCGCCAACGGCGUGCUGCGAGGGCCGUACGCCAUGCCGCCCAUUCUGGCGAAAUGCAGGCGCCGCCGCCGGUGA
This is a messenger RNA of Phragmites australis (common reed), 1380 nucleotides long. Its product is annotated as GDSL esterase/lipase At1g28570-like. The record is from RefSeq and is a predicted model, not a curated record. The coding region runs from base 1 to 1380 and encodes 459 amino acids. Gene Ontology annotation, molecular function: hydrolase activity, acting on ester bonds. Lineage: Eukaryota; Viridiplantae; Streptophyta; Magnoliopsida; Poales; Poaceae. The transcript has 3 exons.